AUGAGGCUAGAGCGCGGACGGCGGGCUUCUCUGGCAAUCACCCUUAACUUUGUGGCAUUCGCUUUUGCCUUAUCAGCGGUCACCACCAGCUACUGGUGUGAGGGGACCAGGAAGGUGGUCAAGCCCUUCUGCACAGGACCGCCGCUGAAGGCGAAGCAGAUCUUCUGCAUCCGCUUCAACAGCUCAAACAUCAACGACAGCCGAUUGGUGCAGUACAUCUUUGAGACUGGCGAGGAGAAGUUUCUACUGAAGAAGUUCCACACGGGCAUAUUUUUUUCCUGUGAGGAGGCCGCUGACAUGAACGGGUUUGACUGUCGAGACUUCUCAGAGAUUGCACCUGAACAUGAAAGAGGAGUCCUGUGGUUGUGUAUAGUGGCGGAGAGUUUGUACCUCACCUUGCUCUUCGCAGGCGGGAUUCUGAUGACCCUGGAGCAGUGUCCCUGCUUUAGUGUCAUGAACAAACUGAAGCUCAGUGCCUUCGCUGCCAUGUGCACAGCCCUGUCAGGCCUUUGUGGGAUGGUGGCCCACAUGAUGUUCACCACCAUUUUCCAGCUGGCUGUAGCUAUGGGGCCAGAAGAUUGGAGGCCUAAGACCUGGGACUACAGCUGGUCUUAUGCCUUAGCUUGGGGCUCCUUCGGUACCUGCAUGGGCUCGGCCGUGACAGCGCUGAACAGGUACACAAAGACAAUCAUAGAGUUUAAAUACAAACGGCGGAACAUCGAGAAGAACCUGUUGGUCAAGCAGAAGAUGAUAGAGCUGAAUAUCCCCGAGCAGAUGUGGGACAUGUACCUGACGGCUGCGCCCGCUUACACUGAGGCCCCGCCAGAACUGCCAGUCAAUGGCAAUAAACCAUCCACAGGCACAACAACAUAUGAGGUCGAAACGGACAGUGCACCAGAACAACAUGGAGAGAAUCACACAGACAUGGACACAGCCAUCACUCACCUGCUCAACAAGGUGCUGCAAAGGCCAGGAAACACGGAGAGAGUCACACUCUUUGAAGUCAUCAUACCUUUCAACACUAAUGAGAAGCUCCUGCUGAGAGACGAGCUUGCAGUUCUUCAGAUCCAACUCAGUCACAUCCAGAGAAUCCCAGAGGAUUUGUCUUUUAAGGUAUACAUUAAAGGAGGCAACGGGGCCUGGUGCAAUGACCUAGUAAGGCUGUAG
Molecule: messenger RNA, 1167 nt
Organism: Scomber scombrus (Atlantic mackerel)
Lineage: Eukaryota; Metazoa; Chordata; Actinopteri; Scombriformes; Scombridae
Product: germ cell-specific gene 1-like protein
Exons: 7
Coding region: 1-1167 (388 amino acids)
Cellular component (GO): plasma membrane
Source: RefSeq, a predicted model, not a curated record